Messenger RNA from Lactuca saligna, 1248 nucleotides. The record is from the annotation of a GenBank genome assembly. NCBI's taxonomy places the organism in Eukaryota, Viridiplantae, Streptophyta, Magnoliopsida, Asterales, Asteraceae.
AUGAUAUUGUCGAGUGUCUCCGCCACCUGCCACCGUCGGGGAAAGGACCCUGCCGCUUACGUUCUUCGACAUGUUAUGGAUACCCUUCUUCCCUAUCCACCAGGCAACUUAAUUUUGUUUCCUGAACCAAAUUCGGAAAGAAAACCCGAAAUCCGUCAUGUAGAGGGUGACUCUGUUUCGGUUACCUUUGUGGAGUGUGAUCUUGAUUUCAACGAUCUUACAGGCUAUCAUCCUCGUAACUGCGACAUGUUUUAUCCACUUGUACCUCUAUUAGGACGUGCCACAAAAGUAUCCGACUAUCUUUCUGUCCCUCUUUUUUCUGUCCAAGUUACACUUUUUCCUAACUCCGGCAUCUCUAUUGGGCUCACCAACCACCACUCCCUUUGUGAUGCGAGCACAAGGUAUAAUUUCCUCAAGGCGUGGAGCUCGAUUGCUAAACAUGGUACAGAUGAGUUCUUCUUAGCCAAUAAAUCUUUACCGUUUUACGAAAGAGUGAUUAAAUACCCGAGCUCCUUAGAUGAACUCUGCUUAAAUAUACCGGGGAUUCCAGCUAUUACUAUGGAAUACCAGCCUCCUCACCUUGUUAGCCCUACAGAUAAAGCUAGAGCCACCAUUGUAUUGACCCAAGAACACAUCAAUCGGCUUAAGAAAUGGGUAUCCACUCAACUGCCAACACUGGAAUACGUAUCAUCUUUUUCGGUGGCAUGUGCUUACAUGUGGCGUUGCAUGGCCAAAUCACAUGUUCUUAUUGGAGAAAGGAAUGGAGACGAUGAUCUAGAAAGGUUUGUUUGUGCUGUGGAUUGGAGGUCGCGCCUCGAUCCACCAGUUCCUCCAACUUAUUUUGGUAAUUGUGUAGGGGCGUCUAUCACACCAACUAUAAAAAGCACAAUCUUAGCAGGCGACAAUGGAUUUCUUACUGCUGCUGAAUUAUUUGGAAAGGUUUUAAGUGAAACACUAAAGAAGAAGAAUGGAGUGAUUGUAGAUGGGGAAACGGUUAUCAAGACAGCCUUUUUGCCAAUUCCGGGGCUUAGUGUGUCAGGGACACCAAGGACCAAGAUUUACGAUGUGGAUUUUGGAUGGGGGAAGCCUAAAAAGCAUGAGACCAUAUCAAUAGAUUACAAUAGUUCGAUUUCUGUUAAUGCUUCCAAAGAGUCACAUGCUGAUAUUGAAAUCGGAGUGUCUCUUCCUGCUAAACAACUGGAUACGUUUUUGUCCAUCUUUAGCGAAGAAUUGGAGAGUUUUUGUUAA